CUAAGUCGAGUGGUAGCGCCACAAACGCGAGACACGACCAAGUGAGGUCGGCUCAGUGAUUCGCACGAUGCCACCGUGAUACAUGUGUCAUCGAGUGCUUUCUGCUAAGGACACGCGCACGCAUCACGUGGCGUACGCACGUACCGUUGUGCGGACGACAACUCAGCCCUCGACGACACCCCAUUCUUCGUAGCGAUGGACGUAGCAACUGGGUAACCAGCGAUUAAGGGAGAAGCUACGCUGGACAAUUGCGUACGUAACCGCAUCGAUGCGUCAGUGAUUAUCACGUCCUCGUCGUCGUUGGAUACAUGCCCAUCGGAGAAGUCCGAUAUGAAUAUAGACGGAAACACAUUUUGCGGGAGAAGAUGACCCCACGUCGUCGCGUCCUAGUAGGAAUUCGUCGGGCUAUAUUUGCCGCAGGUAUCCUGACGCUUAUCAUCCUAGUGCUAUCUGGUCAGGAUGGCACCAAUACUUUACAACAGGCAAAUUUGUUGGAGGAAAUGAAUCUGACACCAGAAGAAAAAAUAUUAGAGCAAAUCGCUGCUGCAGAGAUCGAGCAACGUCUAAUAGCUAGACGUAAAUUUCUAGCGGAGAAAUGUGCCGAGGAAGGACUUGAUCGUCCUGGCAAUGAUUCGCUUCAUAGGCCUAAUGCCUGGGAAUUUCUUAUAAAUAAAGAAUAUCACCUUAUAUGGUGCAAUGUUUUCAAAGCGGCUUCUACGUCGUGGAUGUAUAACUUCAACUUACUCGCAGGAUAUACCCCGCAAUUUCUGAAAGCCUCGAAAGCAGUGCCGGUUUCGUUGGCUAGACAGAAGUAUCCUAGGCACACGGCAGAAGAAUUAGCUAAAUUCUUAAACGACAGUAUCAGUUUCCUGAUAGUACGGCAUCCGUUCGAAAGAUUGCUUAGCGCUUAUCGGGACAAACUAGAGCACAGUUUACCGCACACAUUUCACAGCAAUCUCGGUGCACACAUAGUUUGGCAUUAUAGAGCAAAGGAUCCGAAGACGAAUACCAGACAAGGCCCAAGAUAUCCAGUCUUCGAAGAAUUCGUGCGAUGGCUAUUAUGUCAGUGGAAAGCAGGGAAUGAUCUUGACAUGCACUGGACACCAGUAGUGAAUUUUUGCACACCUUGCCAAGUGCGAUUUGAUGUUAUAGCUAAAUUCGAGACAUUGCAUGAUGACCAAAACUAUCUGAUAAAGCAAGCGCACGUAGGACAUAUUAUCAAACCCGAGUGGAAAAAUCCAACUAGAGGAAUCCAGACAAAAGAUGUUAUAAGAAACUAUUUUACACAAUUAUCUAAGAUGCAGAUCAAUGAACUAUAUGAAAUGUUCAGGUAUGACUUUGUGCUAUUCGACUACUCACUAGAAGAAUAUCUAGCGUUUGGAAGAAAUGAAGUUACUACAUUAAUAUGUAAAAAAUAAUGUGGACAUUUUAUUUGUUUUUCAUAUGUAAACAUAUAUAUUUACAUGUAUAAACAUGCGAAAUCUUUAUUUCAAUAACGCAUGCAACAUACAACGAAAUUGUAGAUAGCACUUAAAUGAAUUAAACAUGAGAGGAACCUCAUUUUAAAUCCUCCACAUGUAUAUAGACACAAUCAUAUCUUCAAUACAUUAUUACCUCAUAGAAUUUUAAAGAUAAAAUAAUAUUUAAUUUC
Molecule: messenger RNA, 1651 nt
Organism: Harpegnathos saltator (Jerdon's jumping ant)
Lineage: Eukaryota; Metazoa; Arthropoda; Insecta; Hymenoptera; Formicidae
Product: carbohydrate sulfotransferase 11
Exons: 7
Coding region: 309-1418 (369 amino acids)
Biological process (GO): carbohydrate biosynthetic process
Cellular component (GO): membrane
Molecular function (GO): sulfotransferase activity
Source: RefSeq, a predicted model, not a curated record